GGGGGGGUGAGGGAUUAGCCUGCCCAAGAUCGACCGGCUGGGAGAGGUCCUCCGCCAGCCGCCAAGCCGGGGUGAGCGAACCCUCCUCUCGCCGGAUUUCACCAUGGAACCCAAAAGUCCGAAGAAGCUGCAGUUCUCCACGCCAGCCGUGCACGACCACCUGGACCCAGACUCUGCUGAGCAGAUUCGAAGGAGACGGCCGACGCCUGCGAAUCUUGUUCUGACAAAUGCCCAGACGUCAGCAGAAGAGAAUAGAAACCAGGAACCGCAGACGGUGCUGGAGGUACACACCGCUCCAACUCCAUCGCCAAAGCAGAGGAAGCAAAGUGUUUACACACCUCCUAUCGUUACAGAGCUGCAGUGCCUCCUGGACUGGCACCUGGACACCGGGGUCGGAAAAACCACCGAGCCCCUUCCUGUCGAUCCCUUCCCACCAUCUCCUUCUGGUGGAGUGGAGAGAUUGACGCUGGCCAAGCCCCCGCCGGGCAGGGCCAAGUGCUGCUGCAGGCCUAGUGGGGACGUGCGUGACAACGGGGCGGCCAGUGCCGCGAAACAGCCUGCCCGAGCAGACGGCUUGACAAGGAAACACAAGGGCGUGGCUGAGAAGAAGGAGCACAAUUGGCCAGAUCCGGCCAGGCCAGAUGGCGAGGGCAGCACUAAUGGCACAGGCUGCAGUGCGGUGGGCCAGAGGGAUUGUGCAGCCUCGCUCAGAGACUCCCAGCCAAGUGUCGCCAAAACGGUGGAGCCUGAACUCCAAAAACCUCGACGCAAGGACACGCCCGUGCAUCGCAUCAUCCCCCAUGUGCCAGGCGUCAAGCUGCUGAAGAGCAACAACAACGUGACGUUCGUGGAAGAGGACAGCGAUUAGGCAAACCAGAAUGUGCCACAAUAUGCAAGGCCGAGGGAGAGAAGAGCACCUUGUUUAAAAAAGGGUGCGUGGUAUUUAGUUUGUAGCCUUCUGAUUCUACAGUUGUGUUCAUCGCAAGGAAUUUAAUUAGGACACAUUCAGGAAAUACAUGCCGAAUACAUUCAGCAUUUUUCGAAUUUACAGCACUCUAGUUGCCAUAAUGAAGUCAUCUUGUGUGAACAUGCGAAUGUGUAAUUCCAAAGUCUGUACGUGCUUUACAAAUUUAAAUCGGAGUGCCUGUAUGUCUUCCUAGGUAACCAAACUGUGCAUUAACAUAUUCCAAACAUGUUUUAUAAUUAGUUUAAUAUUGUUUUGGUCAGCUUUAAAUUAGUUCAAAGAUAGUACAUCCAGCCAGGGAAAAGAUCAAACUUCUGUUUGCGUUGUAGUGAUGGACUAUGUAAUGAUGCUUUGAGCUUCUUUUAUUUUUAUUAAACAGCCUUUGUAUGGGUAGUAUAUCAGCAGUAAAUUAUACAUAUAUCUUAAUUAAUGUCUUAGUCAAUCCACUACUGGAUGAAGGCCUCCUCAAGUUGUGUCGGUCAUGGGGGCUGUUUUGCUAUACUUCAUGUUGAUGAGUGCAGGUUGGUGGAGGUGGGUAAAGGGGGGGAUAGGGUAGGUUCAAAUAUCACUCGACACCGAUGUUAGUGGUUGCCCGUAAUCAAACUCAGGUCGCUGGGUUUAUAGCGCAAUGCGUGAACUGCUUCUCCACUGCUCCACACUACAACAGCAUUUGGCACCCAGGACCCAUUCCCAUCUGUGAGCUCCUCCGGCAGGCAAGGCUGCGUUGACUGGGUCACAUAGCCCAUAUGUCAAGCCACCGCAUGCCCAAGUAACUUCUGUUUGGCCGGAUAGACGGAGGUAAAUGGGCACGACACAGGCUGGAGAAGAGAAGGACUGAUGCGGUGCAGGAGGAUGUGGAGCUGAGUGGAAUUGCCAAAGACUGGUGCCAGCGGUGUCAAGAUCGCCUCUAUGUAGGAGGCUCGUGAAGUAUGAUUCUAAUCAGUUGGAGGCAGUCGCCCUCCAACAACCAACGGAGGGCAGAGGAGCGAUGUUCAACAACGAGCCUAGCGCCAUGUGGCUAAUAUGCAACAAGUUGGCACAGUCGGGGGCAUCGCUGGUGCAUCUGCCAGUCAUCUCAGUCGGUCAACCCAUGGCACCUGGGUCAGUCCCAUGACUUCCUGUCAGCGAGCCUUCGACACUUCACGUGGCCUCAAAGUGCACCUGGGCUGGCACAGGCGCUGUGGUGACCUCAGUCACUUAGUGGCGAAUGGCAGGUGUUGCUGUUUUUUGCUUACAUUUUCCUUGUAAAAUUGAAGUGUGUUCGUUUUGGGAAUUUUUCUUCAGGGAUACGAGUAUUUGGAAGUGGCGCUAUAAUUAUUCAAUGCAUCCAGUGUAAUAAUUCAUGGUGGAUUGGAGCUGUAAGUGGAGUAGUCAUUCCGGGUUGAGCUUUCAUGCUUGAACGGAAUAUAAAUUGCCGCACUUUCUAAAGUAAAAGCAAAAGUUACAAUAAAAAUUCAUUUUGGUUUUUACAAUAGAUGACGAUGUGAGGAGUGCGAGGGUGUGGUAUUUCAGCGUCUACUAAUGCAUUAAUAAUCAAGUUGAUUGCCAUGGUAAUGUAAUGGUUGAGUAAGAUAAUGUGCUACUUGUAUUGGUUUUAUUAUUAUUAAAAUGUGUGGUGUCAAAACUCAUGUGAUUUAUUAUCACCGGUGAA
Messenger RNA from Lethenteron reissneri (Far Eastern brook lamprey), 2615 nucleotides. RefSeq names its product protein phosphatase 1 regulatory inhibitor subunit 1C (gene PPP1R1C). Gene Ontology annotation, biological process: intracellular signal transduction. The record is from RefSeq and is a predicted model, not a curated record. Gene Ontology annotation, cellular component: cytoplasm. Gene Ontology annotation, molecular function: protein phosphatase inhibitor activity. NCBI's taxonomy places the organism in Eukaryota, Metazoa, Chordata, Hyperoartia, Petromyzontiformes, Petromyzontidae.